Messenger RNA from Aspergillus clavatus NRRL 1, 1218 nucleotides. RefSeq names its product RNA 3'-terminal phosphate cyclase-like protein. The record is from RefSeq and is a predicted model, not a curated record. The transcript has a single exon. Gene Ontology annotation, cellular component: nucleolus. Lineage: Eukaryota; Fungi; Ascomycota; Eurotiomycetes; Eurotiales; Aspergillaceae. Bases 1 to 1218 code for a protein of 405 amino acids. Gene Ontology annotation, molecular function: RNA endonuclease activity. Gene Ontology annotation, biological process: ribosome biogenesis; endonucleolytic cleavage of tricistronic rRNA transcript (SSU-rRNA, 5.8S rRNA, LSU-rRNA).
AUGGCGACCACAUCCCAACCUCCCCUCCGAUUUACCGGUCACAAGAAUUUGGUAAACCGUCUGGUCUUCUCAACCCUAACCGGCCGAACGGUGCACAUCUCGCAAAUCCGUCCUUCGUCUCCUACGAAUCCUGGUCUCGCUCCCCAUGAGAUCUCAUUCCUUCGUCUCCUUGAAGCCGUCACCAAUGGCUCGCAGAUGGAAAUCUCUUACACCGGAACGAUCGUCAUUUACAAGCCUGGUUUGAUCACAGGCGGCAUUGCUGGGAACGGAGCCAGCAGUGGAGGUGUCAUUCGGCAUGAGCUUCCUGCAGGAUGUAACCGGGGCGUCAGCUAUUUCCUCAUACCGCUCUGUCUUCUAGCACCUUUCUCUAAGGCGCCCAUCAAGGUCCUUUUCACUGGCCCGGGUGUCAUAACUUCCGCCACGCCCACAGGUGAUAUGUCUGUGGAUAGCGUCCGAACCGCAAUCCUUCCUCUUUACAACCAGUUUGGCAUUUUCAACAAUAUUGAGCUUCGCAUUCUGCGUCGGUCUAAUCCAGGGCCAAAUGGCAGAGGUGGCGGUGGAGAAGUUCAGCUGGUGUUUGGUCACCAAGUCCGUCUUCCGAAAACUCUGCACCUGUUGAAUCCUGGCAGAAUUAAGAAGGUCCGUGGAGUGGCAUACGCUGUAGGUGUCUCGGCUUCCAACAACUCAAGAAUGAUCGAUGUCGCCCGUGGUGUUCUCAAUCCGCUUGUUCCAGACACCUACAUUUUCUCCGAUGUAUCGUCCGCGCCUCUGGUGCCUGCUCCUGAGAAGAACAACGCAGCCGGAAAGAAGAAGAUUGGUCUUGGCUUUGGCUUGUCCUUGGUUGCAGAGUCUUCGACCGGCUGCCUGUUUUCUGCCGAUGUCGCAUGCCCACCUUCAGGUGGUCAACCGCCCGAGGACAUUGGCAAACAAUGUGCAUACCAGCUUCUCGAAGCUGUGUCCAAGGGUGGAUGCGUUGCACCUGCUGCUGCCUCAACCAUGCUGGGUCUGAUGACCAUGGGAUCAGAGGAUGUUGGCCGAAUCCAGAUUGGACGAGACGUAAUGGCCGAUGAGAGCAUCAUUCAACUCGCUAGGGAUUUGGCCAAGUUUGGUGCUCCGGGAUGGGGUCUGAGAGAUGCUUCCGGUGAAAACGAGCAAGGGGAUAUCAUUGUGAGUGUGGUUGGUCGGGGCAUUGGCAACGUCGGCAGAAAGGUGGCUUGA